GUCGGCUAGGUUUACCGUUGAGCCGAUAAUGCGAACCGGGUCGUACCCCAGGACCCUUAAAACCCUGAACUCGAAGCGUAGCAGUAGCAGAAGAGUUAGACCAGACAGAGAUGGCGAAGAAGGACAAAGCAGAAGAGUUACUGAAGACAUUGGAAGACUUCACCAGCAAAGAAAACUGGGACAAGUUCUUCAGCAUCAGAGGCAGUGACGAUUCCUUCGAAUGGUACGCCGAGUGGCCGAGUCUACGUGACCAGCUCAUCUCGCAUCUCUCCUGCUUACACCCUCCCUCAGGCGACGCCGGAGCUCCAGCACCGGAAGUUGCAGCAGCUUCGGUGCAAAUCCUGGUGCCCGGUUGUGGCAAUUCUAGACUUUCAGAGCAUAUCUAUGACGUUGGAUUUCGCAGUAUCACCAACAUCGAUUUUUCAAAAGUCGUUAUCUCCGACAUGUUGCGCCGCAACGUCCGGUCUCGGCCUGGUAUGCGGUGGCGCGUCAUGGACAUGACCAGUAUGCAGUUCAUGGAUGAGAGCUUUGAUGCUGUUGUUGAUAAGGGUGGACUGGAUGCAUUGAUGGAGCCGGAGCUUGGCCCUAAGUUGGGCAGUCAAUAUUUGUCGGAGGUGAAGAGAGUUCUGAAGUCAGGUGGGAAGUUUAUUUGUCUCACCUUGGCGGAAUCUCAUGUUUUAGGUUUGCUUUUCCCAAAGUUCAGGUUUGGGUGGAAAACUGCACUUCAUGCCAUACCGCAGAAGCCGUCUAACAAGCCCAGCCUUCUGACCUUUAUGGUGGUUAUUGAGAAGGAGAGUUCGUCUGUGGUGCACCAGAUUGCAUUUUCAUUUGAUCAAUGUUCUCUCAAUUAUAAUGAGAACCAGGGCCGUGAUCUUCUGGAAGCUCUUGAAAAUGAGAACAAAGUGCGCAGUGAAUGCUCCACAGAUGCUGAUAUUUUAUAUUCUCUUGAAGACCUGCAGCUAGGAGUUAAAGGUGAUCUGAAGGAGCUUAUACCUGGUCGAAGAUUGCAGCGUACUUUGGGUGAAGUUGGGGUUUCCCGUUUCAGCUACAAAGUUGUCUUUCUGGAUGCUCAGCAACUGCCUGAACCAUUCUUAUAUCAUUGUGGGGUUUUCCUUGUGCCUAAGACACGAGCUCGUGAUUGGCUCUUCUCUUCGGAAGAAGGACAGUGGAUGGUUGUUGAGAGCUCAAAAGCUGCACGUCUAAUCAUGGUUUUGUUAGAUUCCAGUCACAGUCAUGCCAGCAUGGAUGAUAUUCAGAAGGAUCUGUCACCAUUGGUUAAAAGCUUGGCUCCUGCAAAAAAUGACAAUGGAGCUCAAAUCCCUUUUAUGAUGGCCAAUGAUGGUGUCAAGGAACGAAACAUUGUUCAGCAGGUCACAUCAGCCCUGACUGGACCCAUAGUUGUUGAAGAUGUGAUAUAUGAAAAUGUCAGUGCAGAUGGCAGUGGCCUUUUUUCAUCCAAAGAUUUGAUGUUCCGCCGUCUUACUUUUGAAAGAAGCCUGGGUUUGGUGCAAUCGGAAGCUUUGGUAAUUACAGAAGUAUGUCCUGAGAAAGCACUUGCUGAAACAGAGCGGAAGAAAACCAGCUCCUUGUCGAAAUCCAAGAAGAAAGGAAGCAAGAGAAGAAAUGAUUCUCUCACGUCAUUAACUGAUGAAUCCAGAAACAAACUGAAGGUUGACCACAACUAUUUGGCUAGUUCUUACCAUACCGGGAUCGUUUCUGGAUUUAUGUUGAUUACACCCAAUCUGGGAAGUGCAUCAUUGUCUGGAAGAUCAGUUAGGACAGUUAUAAUUGGUCUUGGAGCUGGUCUUGUUCCUAUGUUUCUCCGUGGAUGCAUGCCAUUUUUGGACAUUGAGGUGGUGGAGUUAGAUCCUAUGAUUCUUAAUGUAGCAAGGGACUAUUUUGGAUUCAUUGAAGAUAAGCAUUUGAAGGUACAUAUUGGUGAUGGAAUCCAGUUUGUACGAGAAGUGGCUGUUAAGCAUGGAGAUGGAAGUAGUUCCAAGAUUCCUGAAGAUGGCAAGGAAAUUUCCAAAAUUGACAUACUUAUUAUCGAUGCAGACUCUUCUGACCCGAGCUCCGGAAUGACUUGCCCCCCUGCAAAUUUCGUGGAAGAGUCUUUUCUAUUUUCUGUAAAGAAAUCCCUUUCUGAAGGUGGUCUCUUUGUUAUUAAUUUGGUCUCAAGGUCCCCAUCUAUCAGGGAGAUGGUAGUUUCAAGGAUGAGGGCGGUCUUUACUCACCUCUUUUCCCUUCAGCUUGAGGAAGAUGUCAAUGAGGUUCUCUUUGCCCUUACCACGGAGACAUGUGUGAAGGAGGAAUUCUACCCUGAAGCUGCUUCUCAACUUCAGAAGCUCUUAAAUUUCACUCACCCAGAAAGAGGUCAGAGUAUCAUUGAUACAACAAAGAACAUCAAAUGUAUGAAGUAGGGUGAAGUGGUGACAAGUUGAGCUUCUGUAUGAUGAAUUCUUGGUGGAGCUGGUAAUUCAAGCUGUGGAAUUUGUUCACCGAAGGCCUUAUGGAGCACACUUGCGAUUAUAUUGUUUCCUGACUGAAAGGGGGGGGGGGAGAACAGAGGGAAUGCAUUCUCCCCAUAUUCAAGAGGUAAUUUUGCCAGGAUAAUGAUUUUUCUGUUUGACUUGGGAAGGGGCAACAGGCUUUUACCGGGAUUUUGUAGAUGGUUGAUUGGAUCAGCUCUGGCUGAUUUUGGGCAGAUCAUUCAAAAAUUGUACUUCGAGAUUUACUCCAUUUGAAUGCAGUCCCAGAAUUACAU
Telopea speciosissima is the source of this 2764-nucleotide messenger RNA. Its product is annotated as eEF1A lysine and N-terminal methyltransferase. The record is from RefSeq and is a predicted model, not a curated record. The transcript is spliced from 16 exons. The coding region runs from base 111 to 2420 and encodes 769 amino acids. NCBI's taxonomy places the organism in Eukaryota, Viridiplantae, Streptophyta, Magnoliopsida, Proteales, Proteaceae. Gene Ontology annotation, molecular function: S-adenosylmethionine-dependent methyltransferase activity.